Messenger RNA from Carya illinoinensis, 2987 nucleotides. RefSeq lists its product as uncharacterized. The record is from RefSeq and is a predicted model, not a curated record. Gene Ontology annotation, molecular function: nucleic acid binding; zinc ion binding. The transcript is spliced from 3 exons. NCBI's taxonomy places the organism in Eukaryota, Viridiplantae, Streptophyta, Magnoliopsida, Fagales, Juglandaceae. The coding region runs from base 1 to 918 and encodes 305 amino acids.
AUGGCGGAUAAUUUGGAUGAAUUGUAUGCGAGCUUGUCUUUAACGGAGAAGGAGAAUGAGGAGGUGUCGGUGGAGCCGAAUAGAUUGGACGAAUUGGUGAAGAGUGUGAAGUUUCGCGAUUUGAAUGCUGAAUUUACACUGGUUGAAUUUGAAGAUAGCCGAGACAGAGCCAAAGUUGUACGUGAAGGUCCUUGGAGUUUUGAUAAACAUUUGGGUUUAUUGAAGGAGUUUGAUGGUCUGAUACAGAUCAGUAAACUUGAACUGGUAAAGGCUCCUUUUUGGGUCCGUAUUCAUGAUCUACCACUGAUUGCUCGGAAUGAGUAUAUUGGGAAAUUGGUUGGCAGUGCGUUGGGGGAGGUUCUGGAGGUUGAUCUGGAUAAGGGAGAAAUGGAAUGGGGGGAGUACAUGCGAGUCCGAGUAAUAUUGGAUAUUUCCAAACCUUUUUUGCGAAGGAAGCGUUUGAAUGUGGGGAAGGGAGCUUCAUUCUGGGUGAAUUUUUCCUAUGAAAGAUUACCCGAUUUAUGUUUUUUCUGUGGAGUGUUAGGACACACGCUAAAGGAUUGUGAGUUUCCGGACGCUGUAAAGUUAGAUCUGACCAAGCUUCCCUAUGGGCAAUGGUUGAGAGCCGGCUUCUUGAGUACUCGAAGGGUGGUAGGACGGCGUGAAGGCACAAACUCAGGAGCACCAACAGUGGCAGCACCGCUGUCGCCGGCGGAGGGAGGGGAACCAGAGGGGAUGACGAAUCAAUCUGACAUUUACAACGUUCCGUCUGUUAUGGAACCAAUUACGUCGGUUACAGAGCUGGAUACGGCACUAGUUGAGCUAAUAAAUUCUGGGAAUAAAGUUAAUGUCGUGGACGAGCUGAUUACGGAGGCCAACUUUCAGGUCCAAGUGUUCAGGCGACUUUUUCUGCUAUAACGGCUACGAAGGAAUCUCGGAAUAUAUUGGUUUCGAAAGUAACGGAAGCAGAGCAGAGUUUUACUGCAGAAGACUUUGGGUGUAUGGAGCUUACCGAAGAGAAUGGUAGGGAAAAAAUGCAUGGGCUUACUGAAGUCCCAGUUCUACAGGCUUCGGACAUGGGUUUGGGGUUGGGCUUAGGCCCAUACGGCUACAACCCACAGGCUUCUAAGUCUCACUCAGUUUUUCAUUCAGCCCCUUUACCAACUAAAUUAAACUCGAGGAUCCCUUUAGCAGAGGCUAGGGCUGCGAAACUCAAGCGGCAACAUGGGAGAGGCCGGUCGGCUGUACCGGGGUGUGCUGAUGGAGGUCAAACGGAGGAUGUUUCUGUGUCUCUCGGCAGAAAACGAAAGGGCCUUUUGCUGUUGGAAGGUGUUGCAAAGAAAGGUAAAGUUUCUUGUGACUCAAAUGAUGUGGAUUCGAAAUCAGUUUCAUCGGUGGUGGCUGUUGAACAACCCCACCGGUCACAAUGAAAGGAUUAAGCUGGAACCUCCGUGGGCUUGGGAACCCACGGAGUGUUCGUAUGCUUCUUGAUUUAAUUGCGAAGGAAGCUCCUGAUUUUAUUUUUCUGCAAGAAACGAAAAUGCAUGCUAGAAAAGUGGAGACGUGUAAAUUUAAGUUGGGAUUUAGUAACUGUUUUGGUGUUGAUUGUGUGGGGAGGAGCGGUGGGCUGGCUCUAUUUUGGAAGGAUGAGUUGAAGUUAUCUAUCAUUAAUUAUACUCAUCCCCAUAUUCAUGCAAUUAUUAUUGAUUGUAAUGGGGAAAAGUGUUUGAUAACUGGGGUUUAUGGCCAUCCGGAUAGGACCAUGAGAAUGGAUGUGUGGAGGGUUUUAAAAACUUUGGGCCAUGGGGUUAAUAUACCUUGGUUAGUGUUUGGAGAUUUUAAUGAAAUCCUUGACAAUUCUGAAAAAUCUGAAGGAAGUUUACGGAGUAAAACUCAGUUAAGAGAGUUUAGGGAGGUGUUGGAAGUAUGUGAGCUGAGAGACUUGGGGUUUGUUGGGACUCGUUUCACUUGGAGCAAUCGGAGAGAAGGGGCUGGUUUAAUUAUGGAGAGAUUGGAUAGAUUUCUUGCUAAUACUUUAUGGUGUGAUCUAUAUCCAAAUCUUAGAGUUUAUCAUGGUGUAGCGGCACAUUCUGACCACUCUCCUUUGUGGUUAGAUACUGAGGGUGUUUUAAUUCGGAGAAGGGGGAAGAAAUUUUUUCGUUUUGAAGCCAUGUGGGUGGGAGAGACAGCAUGCUCUUCUAUUAUUGAAAAUGUGUGGAGGCGUGUUGAGGAUUCUGUUCCUUUGAGUAGUAUUACGAGCUGUAUUUCUACAUGUGCAGAGGAUUUGGGCGUUUGGAAUAAGUCAUCUUUUGGUCAUGUUCAACAAGAAUUAGCCAAGGCUAAGAUGAAGCUGCAGAGUUUACAAGCUACUGAUCCUAAUUGUUUGUUCCCAGCUGAGUUUAAUAAGGCCCAUGAUGAAGUUCAGAAGUGGCUGGAAAGGGAUGAGUUAAUGUGGAAACAGAGGUCUCGUGUUCAGUGGAUUAGGGAGGGGGAUUGUAAUUCUAAGUAUUUUCAUUCCAAGGCUUCGGCUCGAAGACGGAAGAAUACUAUUGUUCAGCUGCAAGAUGACUCUGGAAACUAGAAGAAUGGGGCUCAGAUGGAUGUUUUAAUCACUGAAUAUUUUCAGAAUCUUUUUUCAGUAGCAGACCAAGUGGAGAUGACGGAGAUUUUAUCGAGUAUUGAUAGGAAGGUCACAACUGAUAUGAAUGUAGAGCUCUUAAAACCCUUUGUGGCCAAGGAAGUGGAGAAUGCUCUCAAACAAAUGCACCCCUCAAAAGCACCCGGACCUGAUGAUAUUCGAAGGCUUAUGCAUGGGUUUGAAGAAACAAGACUUGAGCAUGUUCAUCGCUUGGGUAAUGGUGCUGCCCAUCAAUUGGCAAGAUAUGCUAAGGAAGUUGAAGACAUUGUUAUGUGGUGGGAUUCAUGUCCUUCUUUUGUAAGUCAAGCCAUUUGGCUUGAUAAAUAUUCUUUUUGUAAGGACUUUUUGA